AUGAUGGCGUUAAACGCAUGUUGGAAUUUUCGUGUUGGACAAGAAUUUUUGGAGAACGUUGCAUGGCCUUCUGUGUUGCGUAAAUCAGCUCAUGAUCGGUGUUAUUGUCAGCGAUGUUACUCAUUUGACCGCCGCGAUACAAUCGCUGUCGCUGGUUAUACGUAUGUCAUUCCACGCGGAUGGACUCGUUUCGCUGUUGAUGAAAUCUUCUUCAAUCAUCACGAUGUGUGGAAAACAUGGCUCAAUUGUUAUCAUGGAACGAGCAUUGAGAGUGCUAAAUCCUGUGUCGAACAUAGACAGUUACUGUUGCCUUCUGAUGUUACGAUGCAUGGAAAGAAACUAGAAAUACGCGAAGGCCACGUUCCCGGAGAACAUUAUGUUUUUACAACACCGUCGAUCAGUUAUGCUGCACUGGAUUGCUAUGCUCAUACAUAUGAUUUUAGAUCGCCUUAUGAUUCAAAACUCUAUACUAUAAAAGUAGCAUUGCAGUGCAAACAAAAGGCUGAUUCAAUCCUUGUUCAACCAGAAACAGUUGGCGCACGGGUGCCAGUUGAGCCGAGAAGAAUCGUGAGAGACCCAUCACCAAGUAGAACUGCAGAGACAACAAUUCCUAUUCCGUCGCGCGCAGAGCCGAAGAGCGAAGAUACCACAAAAAAGUGUUCAAUAAUACGAGAUGACAUAGUCUUUUUGGUCUUAUUUAUAAUUGUAAAUUUGUUACCGAUAGCUCUUCUAAUUGUGGGUCAAAUCCACAAAUACGAUUGUCCAGUUGAACCCUGGAUUCCACAAUGGAUGACAAUUUUCGGAGCUGUUAGUAUAGGUUCUUUUAGUGUCAUGUUGGUUAUGGGAUCUAUAGCAUCGAAAUGGCGUUCUCCUUAUGCAACUGUUGGAGUCGCUGUUAACCUAAUCUUCAUGGAAAUUUUGCCGGUAUUCUUUUUUGGAGGUAUCUGGGUAUUUCCGGUAAAAUCGAAAGUUCAACAUGAUCAACCUAAUGAAGUAAACUAUUGUGAAGGAAAUCUAUACAAGUUCGCAUUUGGAUUUCUAAUUACCAUAUAUGCACUGAUUGUUCUUGUUCCUCUAUGCAUUGGUAUCGGGAAGCUAGUCGAGAAACUACGAAAAUGCAUAUAA
Messenger RNA from Adineta ricciae, 1125 nucleotides. The record is from the annotation of a GenBank genome assembly. NCBI's taxonomy places the organism in Eukaryota, Metazoa, Rotifera, Eurotatoria, Adinetida, Adinetidae.